Messenger RNA from Carlito syrichta (Philippine tarsier), 1670 nucleotides. RefSeq names its product cortexin 3 (gene CTXN3). The record is from RefSeq and is a predicted model, not a curated record. Lineage: Eukaryota; Metazoa; Chordata; Mammalia; Primates; Tarsiidae. The transcript is spliced from 3 exons. Bases 573 to 818 code for a protein of 81 amino acids.
AAUGCUUUCUUGAAGAUGAUUUCAGACACACUGCUAGGAUACUGCCUCUACUCACUGAAGCAGAAUCCUCUGAAGAGUUGCUGAGGCAGAACUGAAAUCAUGGCUCGCUUCAAAGAAGCAGCAGUAUUGGUCGCUAAUGAUGCCUCACACAGAAAGACGAUGCUCCUUUAACUCGGGGGUUUUAAUGGGAAGUUUCCAAGCCUGAAACAACAGCUUUAGACCUGGGGUGCCAUCAGCUUCCUUGCAGCUACCACUGUCUACUGCUUGCACACAGCUUGGUCGGGAAGAAUGGAAACUAAGGAGGCUUGUAACUACCUGUAACUGUUCCACCAGGAAAUGGAUCAAGUCUUUGUUCAACCAGAUCCAGUAUUAAAGUUAGAUUUUGUUUCCUGAGCACACACAAAUGGACCUGGCCAAGGGAAGACACAGCUGUGCUACGUGAUGGGAAGUCCAGUCAGGAUUAAAGUACUGCUAUAACUCAGUUUCUCCGAGGUGCAGCCACCAUGACCUCAGCAGACUGAUGAUGGGAGAAAAGCAAAGCAGGAGACACUGUGCUCUGGUUUCCCUGGACCAUGGAUGGAGGACAGCCCGUCCCUUCACCCCUAGUGCCCCUUGAGAACGUGCCAUCAGAUUCUAGCAUGUCUCUGGAGCAGAAAACGACAUUUGUUUUUGUAAUUUUGUUGUUUAUUUUCUUGGGCAUCCUCAUUGUCAGGUGUUUCCGGAUUCUUCUGGACCCAUAUAGGAGCAUGCCAACCUCAACCUGGGCUGAUGGACUUGAAGGCCUGGAGAAAGGGCAGUUUGACCAUGCCCUUGCUUAGGAGAGACGGAGCAUGGUCUCCACCUGAGGAGGUGAAGUGCUUCAUGUCUUGGCGAGGAUUUCCUUUUGUCAGUGUUCUCAACAAAUCAAAUUUUAAUGAUAUUUGGUCCCAGGACCAUAAUCCACUAUUUCAUAAACAUGCAGUUGGGUUAAAGAUAUUUGAGGAUGCUGGAAAUGGUGUUUAUAUUACUAACCCAAAAUAGGAAAGUUUGAAUGUUUAUGCUUGCUCAAUAAAUGAAUAUUGUUGAAUAUGUGUGAUUGUGACACCAAGAUCAAUAUUGGCAUAGAUUUACUGUUAAAUGAUGUACUACCAGAUCUGACCAGAGAAUAAAAGACUAGAAAGGACCUCAUCUGAAUCUGCGACAAGGUCAAGAAGAGAUUUCCUUGCUCUAAUUAUGUCUCUCAGUUUGUUUUAUUACAUGGUCAUCUGAGUCCUGAGCAGAGAGGAAGAAAGAUUGUGAGAAAUGGAUCCAAAGUAGUUGCUUGUUUUCUCCUAAAGCAAGGAGCAUUGGGAAGAAGUGAAAAAGUUCAGAAGAGAUGGCUCUGUUCUUGGAAAAUAUGUUCUUCAAAUGAAACUACAUUUAAAAACUACAGAGUUUCAAAAACCAUUUAAUAGACCAAGUAUAUUCUAUGUAUUCAUAUUAAUAACAUGUGUAAAGGUUGCCAUACAUAACCCGAAUUCACUCUCUAUAUACAAAUGAUUAAAGUAAAAGUAAUAGUAAAUAGUAAAUGCAGUUUCAAUGUUUUUUAAAAAAUAUAAAUUAAUUGUUUAGAGGAGAAGACUUUUGCAGUCUUUAGAGGAAUGUGUGUUUAUGACUGUAUAUGGUCACCAAAUAAAACUUUUCAAGAAACA